Lentinula edodes (shiitake mushroom) is the source of this 5268-nucleotide messenger RNA. RefSeq lists its product as uncharacterized. The record is from RefSeq and is a predicted model, not a curated record. The coding region runs from base 1 to 5268 and encodes 1755 amino acids. Gene Ontology annotation, cellular component: nuclear pore. Gene Ontology annotation, molecular function: structural constituent of nuclear pore. NCBI's taxonomy places the organism in Eukaryota, Fungi, Basidiomycota, Agaricomycetes, Agaricales, Omphalotaceae. The transcript has 28 exons. Gene Ontology annotation, biological process: protein import into nucleus; mRNA export from nucleus.
AUGCAUACACCGUUAACACCUACACAUCAGAAUGGCCAUGGACAUCGCUAUCAUUCACCAGCUCGUCCAAAUGACAAACAUUGUCAUAGCGAUACCCCAACCCAUGGCUUGCGAGCUCAACUCCAUAACCUCUUGCCACGUCACUCGUUCUUCCACGCACAUAUUCAUAUUCAUCAAAUCUCCAGCGUGCCUUUAGUACACGGCGAAUUUGCUGCACGUUGGAAAUUCAAAAAUGUUCAAUCUCAGACUGGACUGCUGAAACGAGUCAAGGGAAAGCGUAGAGGAAGUCAGAAGGCCGAAAAGGGAAAAGCCAAGGAGGUGGUGGGUGAUGAUAGCUUUGGCAGUGCGGAAGCAGCCGCUGAUCGCCAUUCUUCAUCUUUCAACUCCAUUGUCGAUGACCAAAAUGUCAAUAUCUCAGCUGUGGUUGUUUCAGGAUAUAUGUCGUCUACGUCACCUCACCCCAAGUCACCUUAUCAGGAGCUAUUAAAUCCUCCCAUCGCCAGAAUAGAAAGCUACUCGAAUACCCGCGGUAUGACUCCGUUUUACAAACUGAAGAACCAUGCUAUCGUAUGGGACCAUGAUCCUGAUGUUAUAAUCAAGAUGGAUAUUGACCGCGAAACAUCUGAGCUUCUUCCGAAAGAGUUCAAACUUGUUCUCAUGCAGCGAGUCAUCCCCGGCGACCCGGAUGCGCCAAGAAAUCCCCGUCUUGGUUCGCUCUAUCUGGAUCUCAAUGAGUAUGCUGGUGUAGGUAAAGAGGUGACGAGAACCUAUUUCCUAAGGGAUACUAAGAUGAACGCUGCAGUGAAACUCACAAUUUGUCUCAAGCACUCCGGUGUCGAUACUAACUACAUUGCCCCACUUCUUCCCAAAGCCGAUAUAUUCAAUGGAGUAGCAGAUCUUCUGAAUGACGACGUUUACAUUACUCGACCUCGUGAGCUCGACCUUUGGGGUCGUUAUCAUAACCAACAACAGUUGGAAAUGGAUUUACUCCCACGUACGGGUAUCCCUGAACUCCAGAACGCCGCAGCUGAGAAGUCGAGCAAUGGCAAAAAUUCGACGAGAUUUGCUGAAGACAUGAACAGCGAUGAAGACUUUUAUAUAGACGAAGAUGAUUCUGACAUCGAGGAGUCAAGAUACGAAGUCCCGUCCGAUGUCUCUCGUCUUCCAUUUGCCUACGGACCCAAGACCACGGAAAUGCUCAUCGAAGCAAUCUUCAACCCCCAGGUGAGGGAAGAACAGGCAAGGAAGCUUGAACGAGUGCGAGACAAAGAUAGGACCGGGCCCGCGCCUUACUUGGACAAUGAGUCCCCUUCACUGUAUAGCGCCGACGACAAGAACAGUCACAGUGGGUAUACAGAAAACAGCGAGGGUAGAGGACGAAGUGGUAUGAGAGGAUGCUGGUCAUCAAAGAAGAAAACGCCUGCUGCUGUGUCUUCGACACCAACGGGGUUGUCACGACCUGCGACACCUGGGACAACGGUCGCAGUGCUUCAGUCGAGUGUGGUCGAUGCUGCACAGCGUGAUGUAGAUGGUCUGCGGGAAAAACCAGAGCGGAAGGAUGUCGAACUUGAUGAGGCUCUUCAGGACCGCGAACGAUCCUCGAAGGAUUUGGAGCAGCAAGUUGAGCGGCUGCAAGAGGAGCUGACACAGAUCAAGCAGGAGAGAGACCAUCUUUGUCUUGCUUCGUCGAAAACUUCUUCUUCUCGGGAGGCAGAAGAGCUUAAACAUCGUCUGGAAGACGCAGAACGUGAGAACCGGGACCUCAUCAAUGUCAUAAGUCGUUUGAAGCAGGAUGGAUCCCAAGGUGGCGACGAAAUCAAUACCUUGCACUCGAAUUUCAAAGAAGCCCGUGCAGAACAUCAACAGCUAGAAUCAAAAUUCAGGGAAAUUCGCGCUACCGAAACACCCACAAGGUCUUUCAAACUCGUUUCUCUGACACAACAAUUACAACUGGCACAAUCCGAAGUCGAGCGCGUCAAUAUAGAACUAACAACAAAUCUCAACGACAUGACGCAGAACCAUAACUCUUUACAGGCGAAUCUCAAAGCUUUGCAGACAUCUCUUGCCUCUCAAACUCAUCAAUUAACACAAGAACUCACAAUAGUACAACAUGUCAAUGAUCAAAUUGCGAAGCAGGAGGCCACGUACUCUACUAAGACGAAUUCUUUGCAUCGUCUUGUCGAAGUGUCGGAGGCACGCGAAAAGCAGGCGAAAGACUUUGUCGAGAAUAUGGAACGGGAUUGGACCGAACUCAGUGAAAGGGCUGAUGAGCGUGAGGCUAAUGUCAAGGCUGACAUUGAGAAGGAAAGGCGGGCCCGUGAGGAAGCAGAGAAUAAAAUUGAACAGUUGGAGAAAGUAUUGGACAAAAUAGGAUGGGGUGAACUUCCGAUUCCAGGCCGCGGUGCUGCCAGAACUCCCUCAAGACGAACCUCGGGUGUGUUUGACGAAGUUCACGAUCGUUUGGUCAGUCUCAGUCCAACGAUUGCGAUGGUCAGCAAGACCCAGAAGAGCAUCAAAAAUUUCACGGAAGUUUACGCGCAUUACGUUCAGCUUCAGGAUCUUUAUGAAAAGAAAAACAUGGAUGUAGCAAUGGAAAACAUAUUGGCCCAACUUGAGGAACGGGCUCCUGUCCUUUCGCAGCAACGAAUAGAAUACGAGCGAAUUCAAUCAGAAGCUUCGCAACUUGCGUCGAAACUAGCUCAGGCCAUCUCCGACCGCGACGUGCAAUAUCAAGCUGCGCACGACAACCUGGAUGACCUUGGACUCCAGGUUCGAGCAUUACUGAAAGAGAUUGGGCGUCCUGAUGAUCGAAAUCUCUCGUCAGAUGAAGAUCUAGAAAACGUCAUUGCAGCGGAAGUUGUUGAGGAUGUCAUUACCAACAACCUUAUUCUGUUCCGUUCCAUCGAUAAAGUGCAGCUGCAGAAUCAAAGUCUUCGUCGAAUUGUCCGCGGCAUGGGUGCAAAGAUGGAACAAGCUGAGAAAAAACAGAAGGCGAAAAUGGAGGAGGAGCAGGCUGAGGCAGUCAGGGAGGCUCAUGAACCAAUGGAGAAUCUCGUCGCCGAACUUGACCGACAAAAGAAACACAGCGACAAUGUUAUCCAGGCCUACGUGAAGGAAAGGGAUGCACUUAAAGCGAUUAUUGCCCGGUCGAAUCAUAACGAAGGACACACUGAUAUCCCAACCGACUCCAGCGAAAUUUGUGUCUCAGACGUGUCGUCUAGUGUCGCGAAAGAGCUGGCUGGAAUUCAGAACAACAUUGCUACUCAUGGAGAAAUCGAACAGUUACAAGCGGCGCUCGCCAAAGCGUCCACUAAGAAUCAAAAUCAAAUUGUAUUUUACAGAACGCCUUCAAAUGCUUCAAGAUCAAAUCGGCCUUCAGAACCAAAAGCUGAAUAUCUUACCAAGCGCAACCAGCAAUUACUAGACAAUGUACUCGUGUUGACGUUGAUGAGUGUGCCAAAUCUACGCGCAAAGAAAGGCAUUUGGGAGAGUAUCCAAAGUCGCCUAGACCAAGAGAACAAGAGCUUGGCCUUGGAACGUUCUCACCUUUCCACCUCGAUGAGCAAUGUUCAAAGAAUGCAUAGAGAAUUGGAGCGAUCCGGAGAGACCGACCGUUGUCGUCUAGAAAAUCAACUCCAGCUAACCCAAGAAUUGAGAAAUCAAGUUACGCAAGAACGCGAAGCCGUCAGAAACCUUUCGCUUCAGAAAGAUAUAGAGGUCAGAGAUCUGCAAAAUCGCCUCAACAAAUCGGCGCAAGAGUUGUCGAAAACUCGGGAAGCUUUAGCUGUAGUUGAAAUUAGCAAAGACCACCUCGAGGAACGUGUUGGCAAUCUUACCAAACAUAUGAAAGACAAUGAAGAGAAACUUGCACAGCUCGAGUGUGAAGUAGCAGGACUACGAUCGGUCCUCAAAGUCGUAGAGUUUGAACUCACCAAGCAAAAGGACAUCACUCACGAAGAAUACAUUGCCUCUACAGACGCACAAUUUGCCAAGUCCGAGUCCGACAGAUGCGUCCUUGAAGAAAGACUGCAAAUUGUUCAAACAGAUCUUGGGGAAUUGACCACUAAGCACAAUGACCUACAGAAACAAUAUAAAGAUGAUCGUGUUGUUUGGUCCAACGACGAGAAGACACUCGAAGACACGAUCGUAAAUCUCAGUACCUCUGAAAACGACCGCAACUCCCAUGAAAACGCUAUUAAACAACAAGAAGAACGUGCUAAGGUAGUCGAGGAACGUUGUUCUAAUGAAGUUCUCUCUCAUGCGGAAUCAAUCAAGGCUCUCGAUAACUUGAAAAAGCAACUAGCUUCUGUUCAGACCACUGUCAGGGAUUACGAAGUUGCUGCCGUUCCAAACUCGCUACCUCAGAAGGCAGCUGGCAACAACAAAAACAAACGUUUGACAACGAGACGAAAGAUCUGUGACAACGGUGAGUUCAACGAUCUGACAAAGCAAAACAACAUACUCCACCAUCACCUUGAAACGGUCAGCUCUCAGGCAGCAUACAUUCGCCAAGCAGCUGAAACAACAACGUCUACGAGCAAUGAAGCAGAUGCGAAUGAUAGCUCCGACGUAAACCUUUCGGAAAUGCGUUUCGUAAUUGCUUAUAUCCGCAAAGAAAAAGAGAUUCAAAAUCUCAAUGAAACCAGACAGACUUUAUCUGAGAUCUUACCGGAGAGUAACGCAACAUCACGAGCGGAUGGCGAAGCUCGGGUCAAUCGUAUCAAGGAAUUGGAAACGAAGUUAGACCUUCUUGUAAACCAACUGGAACCUACAAAAGAGGAGGCCCGUGUCACUAAAACUGAGCUUCAGGACCGAGAUACUCAAAUGAAAAGGCUUGAAGAGAAGAACCGCAGAUGGCAAGGACGCAAUCAGCAAUUGUUGACCAAGAUGCAGGCCCUCAAGGACAAGAUUGAGCGUCUCAAAGUUGAGGAAUGUUCAUCAGAAAACGUUAUCAAAGAACGAGAGGAUGAGCUGAAUCAAACCAAGUCCCGCGUCGAGAAACUUGAGAACACCCUUGCCACUUACAAGAAAACAUAUGCCAAAAACAUGAAUAACUUCAAAUCAAAACUGGGCGAAUUGAACGCCGUCAGGUCGAAGCUCACAACUGAGAAAAAGGAACUAGAGGAAAAGGUUUCUGCUCUAGAAGGACGGACGCAUAAUCUUGAGGUUACCCUUGAUUCGUUGAAACCUGAAAAGGAAUCGUCUGGUUCCCCUUCAGCUCUGCCAGACGGCGCUGCCAAUCCGGACGGCAUAUGUCUUUCUUCUUGA